AUGACGACGCGCCCGGCGUCGGAGGUGUCCCGCGAGUACGACUGCGCCAUCUGCCUGUCGACGCCCGAGGGCCAGGUCCACCAGUGCCGCAACGGCCACCUCUUCUGCGCCGAGUGUUUGACGGAGCACCGGAACAAGCACCGGGGCACGCAGUGUCCGACGUGCCGCGUCGCGCUCCCGAGCGAGCCCAUCCGGAACCUCGUGGCGGAGAACGCGAUCGCGCGGCGGCCGACGGUCUGCGCCUUCUGCAACCUGAACACGACCGUCGGCGAGCUGCGCGCGCACGUCGGCCGGUGCCCGAAGCGGAAGGUGCCCUGCGUCGCCGCGGGCGACGGCUGCAUGUGGAACGGC
This is a messenger RNA of Aureococcus anophagefferens, 351 nucleotides long. RefSeq lists its product as hypothetical. The annotation marks the transcript as partial. The transcript has a single exon. Gene Ontology annotation, cellular component: nucleus. The record is from RefSeq and is a predicted model, not a curated record. NCBI's taxonomy places the organism in Eukaryota, Pelagophyceae, Pelagomonadales, Pelagomonadaceae.